AUGGGCGUCCCAAACGAUCUUGCGCAACUGCAGAGGCCUUUGCGUUUCCUGCAGGCGCAGUCUCAAAAAAAGCAGGAUGAAGUUGCGAGGAAGAAGCGUGAACUUGCUGAAGCUGAAGAAGAGGCGAAAGGCCUCAAGACCGACUACCUAAAAGCCAUCAUUUACUAUGCUCGGGCCGACUGCCUUCAGCUGGCAAACAUGAUGUAUGAGAAGCUUCCUGUCGAAGUACGUGAGAUGGUGUACGAAUAUCUCUGUGUAGACGCCGACCGUCCCAUUCCAGUUGGCCCCUACUAUCAUUUCCGUGUAUACAACAAGCCUUACGUCUAUCCUCCGGAAGCCGAGACGGACUGCGACUCGGAACCCGACAUGCUUGAAAAACUUUCCGUCCCAGGGUCAGCAUCCGGUGCACCCGGCGACAGCGCACCAAUAGCACGCAAGCCACCAGUCAACUGGGGUGAUGAACUGCAAGUAGACCCAGAGCUCAUUAAGCGCAUCUCCCGCUUGUAUGUCGACGAAGACCAAGAAGAGGCGACACUGGGUAGCAACUACACCAUCCUCCCAGAUGGCCGAGUCAAAGAGAAGCACACCCACAAGCCCCCUAGCGACAUGGUGCUUCCUAGCAGUCAUUUUCUGGACUACAGAUACGUUGGCCCAUUAGUGUCGUAUGAGACGCAGAAGAUGUACUACACGCGGAACACCUUCUCUGUAUGCAGCGUUGAGAAUGCUCUUUUCAAUUUUCUGGCCCGGAAUACUUGCUAUGACAGCAGGAAGAAACGGGAGCGCGAUCUUGGUCCGAUUCACUCUACGACACUUGGUGAUGUGCCGCCGUUCUUUGCAGCAGAUCAUAUACGUCGUCUGCAAAUCCGGGUCAAGUUUGAGCAUUUCCUCAAGGAUCUUCCGGGGAGGCAAUGUUUCUUCGAUCGAUACGCAUACGAGCAGCGCUUCCUGCGCAUGACAUGGGGUUAUCUAGAGGGACUCACGCACUACCUGGAGCGUCGCCCCAGGGAUAAGAUAGAGAUUGAGUUUAUCAUCAUGAGCGAGCUGUCAAACAUGGAUAGCGUCAGGGGGCUGGAUGACUGGAAUAAUGCAGUGGUAGAACGCGACCGUUGCUAUAUAAACUUUUUACAGUGCAUCCGGAACAUGGUGUACAAGGUCAUGUACGACCAAGAAGACACUGUGGUCAAAGUCACGCGUUACGAUGCAAGACAUUGGGUGUUCCCGAGUGACAUUACCGGCGUGUUUGGGCUGACGAAAGAACAGUGGGAAUAUGUAAGUGCAGGCUUGUCUUUCGAGUUAGGUACAUGUGUAGUACAUACAGGCAUGGGCAUGGACAUAGACAUAGACAUGACCGAGGCUGUUGGGGGUGUUGAGAUUCAAGCUAAUGUUACUUUUAGGAGAAAAGCAAGCAGGUCGGCCAGCAAGACUGGGUAG
This is a messenger RNA of Bipolaris sorokiniana ND90Pr, 1431 nucleotides long. RefSeq lists its product as uncharacterized. NCBI's taxonomy places the organism in Eukaryota, Fungi, Ascomycota, Dothideomycetes, Pleosporales, Pleosporaceae. The record is from RefSeq and is a predicted model, not a curated record. The coding region runs from base 1 to 1431 and encodes 476 amino acids. The transcript has 2 exons.